ACUGUUAGAUGGUUUUCAUCGCUCGAUCAAUCAACUUGUUUGGCUGCAGGUCCAUUAAAAAUUUGUGUUUUGUAAAUUUUAAGUUCCAUUUCCUUCUAACAGUGUAACAAUAACUGAAUAUUAAAUGGAAAAUGAACAGAAAGAUGAUAAAAAAAAGAAAGCACCGUUCUUUGGUGCUCGUCAUGUGCAAUGUAUUCUAAUGUUUUUCGGAAUCUCUGCAGCGAUAACGCAACGCACAAAUCUCUCGGUAGCGAUAGUGGCAAUGAUGGAUAAGAAUUCCGCAAACCCCGAUUUUGAGGAGUACCAAUGGUCCGAGAAGACAAAGUCCUAUCUGCUCAGCAGUUUCUUUUGGGGCUAUUUUGUGACACAAAUACCGGGCAGUCAGUUGGCGCACAGAUUUGGUGGUAAAAUAACGCUACUCCUUGGUAUAGUACUAAGUGCACUUUUGGCUUUGCUCACACCGCUGGGCGUGCAUUUGGGCGAUUGGCAAGUGCUCUUUGGGCUGCGUUUGUGUCAAGGUCUCUUACAGGGUAGCACGUUUGCAUCUGUACACACACUGCUCUCUAAAUGGAUACUAGUCGAGGAGCGCAACUCACUUGGCACCUUUUGCUAUACUGGGCUGCCCUUCGGUAGCGUGCUGAUGAUGUUGGUUAGCGGUUGGAUUGCCUCCUCUACGUUAGGUUGGCCGGGCAUUUUCUACUUCGCCGGCUUAUUCAGCAUAAUUUGGGGUAUCGUCUGGUAUUUUUUUGGCGCUAACACACCUCGUGAUUGCAAAUGGAUGAGUGAGGAAGAGCGUUUGUAUAUUGAAGCCGCAUUGGUGACAACGUCCAAACCGGAGCCUGAAAAUGCAACCAUGAAGACACCAUGGUUAAAGAUAUUCACAUCACUGCCUUUCUGGGUUUUAUUGCUGGUACAGUGCGCCUACACUUGGGGCUUUUGGACAAUGAUAACAGAAAUCCCGUCAUAUAUGAAGAGCAUACUGAAACAAGAUAUCCAGAGCAAUUCGCUCAUGUCCGCAGCACCUUAUCUGGCUAAUAUACUUUUGACAUUCGUAUUUUGUGUUUUAGCUAGUUUUCUGAUUAAACGUGGCUACAUUUGUGUUAAUACCAGUCGUAAACUGUUCAACACUAUCGGUUUUUGGGUGCCCAUAGUACCGCUCAUACUACUUGGCUAUAUGCGUGCCGAUCAGAGUGAGUUGGCGCUGGUUUUGCUGGUGAUUAUUGUUGGUGUGAAUACAGCCAGCAAUUUGGGUUUCCUCAUCAAUCAUAUUGAUUUAUCCCCCAAUUUUGCUGGUAUCCUUAUGGGCAUAACAAAUGGCGCGGCAAAUGUUAUGAGCUUAUUGGCCCCACUGGCGGUGGGCGUCAUUGUCACUGAUGCGAAUGAUGUGCAGCAGUGGCGCAUUGUCUUUUACAUUAUCGGUGGCAUGUACUUCGUUUGCAAUUUAUUGUUCGUCUUGUUUGGCCAGACGAAAAUCCAGGCCUGGAACUAUCCUAAAACACAUGAUCUACAGCGUGCUGAGCGCGAUGAGCAAAUAUGAUUGGAAACUUUAAAAAUUGAGAUAGCGAAGACGUAAAAGACUUUGAGCAGCAACUUUUUAAGGCUAUACAUAUCUCCAAAACUAUUACUCAAAAUUAUUAGAGCAUUUAGGAGAAUACAUAUUCUAAAGAUGAUAUAGCAUUAAAUGCGACAAUUAAAGAAAUAUUUUUUUUAAGCCGUGAAAUCCAUGUAACUGAAAAAAUUGUUAACGAGAUCAGUUUCUUUAAGGAGUUCGAUGUUCUCGAAUUCUCUGAGAAGCCAAAAGAAUUAAAUUUAUCUGUAUAUGUGUAGAAAAAAAGAAAUUAUGUUACUUUCAAGGAAAGUUCGAAUUUAUCGUAAGUUUUAUUUGUUUAACAUUUAGUAGUAAAAAUGACAUUGAAAUCCAUAUUAUUUAACAGACAAUUUAAAAUCGUGCUUCUUACAAAGACUUUCUAUAUUUUAAACUAAGUUACAAGUAAUAUGUAUAUAUAGCAUAUAAAAUAAUCCGAUUUUUAACGUCGGUUUCUGCGGUAUCGGUAUGAUUGCUUAUGUUGCUGCUGUUGUUGUUGUGGUUUAUGCUCGGGCUGAGAUUUGAAUUGUUUGGCAUGCUGAGAAUGCUCAUCACCAUCUUCAAAUGAUGGAUCUGCUUCUGAAGAAAGAAAAGAAAAACCAAAAUUUGUAAGCGUUACGAUUACAGUAAUAUUAAUGCAAAUCUAGAAAUAUUGUUGGUUGUACUUAUGUAGUGAUGUAUUUCAAAUAUA
Bactrocera dorsalis (oriental fruit fly) is the source of this 2276-nucleotide messenger RNA. RefSeq names its product putative inorganic phosphate cotransporter. The coding region runs from base 125 to 1537 and encodes 470 amino acids. The record is from RefSeq and is a predicted model, not a curated record. NCBI's taxonomy places the organism in Eukaryota, Metazoa, Arthropoda, Insecta, Diptera, Tephritidae. Gene Ontology annotation, molecular function: transmembrane transporter activity. The transcript has 5 exons. Gene Ontology annotation, biological process: transmembrane transport; monoatomic anion transport. Gene Ontology annotation, cellular component: plasma membrane.